This is a messenger RNA of Lineus longissimus, 1822 nucleotides long. RefSeq names its product arrestin domain-containing protein 2-like. Gene Ontology annotation, biological process: protein transport. The record is from RefSeq and is a predicted model, not a curated record. Gene Ontology annotation, cellular component: cytoplasm. Lineage: Eukaryota; Metazoa; Nemertea; Pilidiophora; Heteronemertea; Lineidae. The transcript is spliced from 7 exons. The coding region runs from base 100 to 1266 and encodes 388 amino acids.
UCUGGUGUCAGAUGAUCCCGUGACCAUUCGAUGUGUGCAUCACGCUGUAUAGUUUGAAGGAUUCAGACCAGAGGGGAUUCGGACUGUUCAUACAGUGAAAUGGGAAGAAUAACUCGCUUCGAAGUUGUGUUUUCUAAAGAAGAUGCGGUAUUCCAGGCAGGAGAUGAUGUAGAUGGCUUUGUUUAUUUAGAUCUCAACGAGGAGUUCAAAUGCAGAGCUGUGAGAGUACGUUGCAUUGGCGAAUGUCACACCUACGUUGAUGAUGGCAGCUCCUCUGAUGAGGAAGAGGAAAACUAUUUCGAAGAAACCAUCACUGUCUUUGGGAAAAUAAAGGGGCAGCAGGGAGAGGAUCCAGUUCUUCAACCUGGGAAUUACGAAUAUCCGUUCAAAUUUCAACUGCCCAUGCGAGGUUUGCCGUCAUCUUUUAAAUAUAAAAAACAGUAUAUUCGCUACAAGGUCGAGAGCUUCAUUGACAUACCGAGAAGAUUGGAUCGAUAUGCUAAGAAGUAUUUCACUCUCAUCCAGCAAACUGAUCUCAAUGACGAGAGAAAAGCAAUGAAAUCGCAACGGAAACAGGCUCAGAAGACGGUUGGGAUGCUGUGCUGUGCCGCUGGAUAUCUUGACCUGUGGAUGCAGAUCCCAAAGACUGGUUACGUUCCUGGCGAAAGCAUUAUAUUAAAGGGUGAAGCCAACAAUCACACAACUCGGGCAAUGAGCUCGACGAAAGUUUAUCUUUCCCAGAAUAUCAAGGUGCGAGCGAAAGGAAAGAAAGAGACCUAUCAUCGUAAUGUCGUCGAGAUAAAAAAACUGAAAUAUGCUCCGGGUGAAACGUGUGUCUGGGACAACCAGCCGUUAUUGAUUCCUGCUGUGGCUCCAACGUACCUUACGGGAUGCUCACUUAUUGAUCUUUAUUAUUCUCUUGAGGUGGAGGCGAGUCCGUCGGGCCCGUCAUUCGAUCUUUGCCUCGAUUUUGACGUCAUCAUCGGAACCAUACCCCACCGUGAUGCGUUUGCGAUGGAAUCAGCUCACAUGCUCCCGCCUGCUGGUCCAAAUGUGGGGAAAAUUGGAUUGGAGGGCCAGGGAGGUCCACCCCUCUCAGAUGGUCCGAUACCGCUAUUGCCGCCGCCGUCAUAUUACGCCUACAUGUUAGGCGAGGUUGAACCAAAAGAGAAGAAAGACAAGGGCGCCAAAGCGGAAGGGAAUGAGACGGAAAAGUUUGCACCCAAAUACGUUUACUACAAUUUCCAACCUAUCCCUGCAACAUAGACGGAAGGCGUGGCGAAGUCGGGCACAUGAGCAUUAUGAUGGAUGUUUCCUAAGACUUCUGCGUUCUGCCCCAAGCGGUGUCCUUUCACCAGUAUUCCCCUCUUUUCUUUACAAACGUAUGUGUGCAUCGGGAAAAUCUGAAUAGCACCAACAUAUUCGCCUCUGAUUUCAUACAGAGUAAAUCUAAUGAGAUCAAUACCUGGCAGUGUUGAACAACAUGGGCACCCUGGUGUCACGAAUAAUUUGAGCUAGAUUUGCUCCUGGCGUAUUUUGGCGAUUUUCUUUAUUGUGUUCUCUGUUCUCUCCUUCUAUAUUAUAUAUUUGCGUAUAAUCUAUGCAGAUUUCUCUGCACUAUUAAGUUCUGUCUGGCGUAACGCGGCCAAAAAGGCCAAAGAAAACAUCAAUUGAAAAAAAUAAAAAAUUGGAUCAAAAGGCUGUUGUAAUCAUGACAAUUGUAGACCUGAACACUUCAGUAAUAAAGCUGUUAUAUUACCGAUGAUAAUGUAGAUGUGAUAGUAGUCUGGUUUUUCUGAAUAAUUAUCGUUUUGUCCUUGGA